AUGACGAAAGGUACUUCAAGUUUUGGUAAGCGGCGUAAUAAGACCCAUACAUUAUGCAGAAGAUGUGGUAGAUCUUCAUACCACAUCCAAAAAUCUAAAUGUGCUCAAUGUGGAUACCCCGCGGCUAAACUGCGUUCAUAUCACUGGUCCGUAAAGGCUAAACGCAGGAAGACUACCGGAACUGGUCGUAUGCGUCACCUCAAGAUUGUAAGAAGACGAUUCCGUAACGGAUUCAAAGAGGGAAAACCUACACCUAAAAAAGCUGUAGCGUCUUCGUAG
Parnassius mnemosyne (clouded apollo) is the source of this 279-nucleotide messenger RNA. NCBI's taxonomy places the organism in Eukaryota, Metazoa, Arthropoda, Insecta, Lepidoptera, Papilionidae. The record is from the annotation of a GenBank genome assembly.